AUGAACUGUUGGCAAUGGAAUUUGUUCAAAUUCCAGACCGAGAAGCAAAAGCUGUCAACAGUACCAGUAAAACGGAACGGCCGUCGAGCGAAUUCCUAUCCCUCGUAUCCUUCUUUUCCUACCCGUCCGCCACCCUCGAGGGACUUUCAAAAUAUCAAUGAUAAGAGAAGGAAAAGCCGGAAAGAUAGUCCAGUGGCAACUUCUCUUUGGUCAUCUUAUCGACUACAAGUUCUUCGCAACCAUCAUCACACAGCCGCCAAGCCUUUCCGUCCCAGAUUGGACAGUGUCACUGAAGAGCCUGAAGAAGAUGAGUUGACAGUUUUGUCUUCUGAAAUCUCCAAAGAAAACUUGCAAAGGUCAACGAUAAACGGGUCGAUUUGCUGCAAGAAUUCG
Mesorhabditis belari is the source of this 393-nucleotide messenger RNA. NCBI's taxonomy places the organism in Eukaryota, Metazoa, Nematoda, Chromadorea, Rhabditida, Rhabditidae. The record is from the annotation of a GenBank genome assembly.